Aspergillus brunneoviolaceus CBS 621.78 is the source of this 917-nucleotide messenger RNA. RefSeq names its product dienelactone hydrolase family protein. Gene Ontology annotation, molecular function: hydrolase activity. The transcript is spliced from 4 exons. Bases 138 to 917 code for a protein of 259 amino acids. NCBI's taxonomy places the organism in Eukaryota, Fungi, Ascomycota, Eurotiomycetes, Eurotiales, Aspergillaceae. The record is from RefSeq and is a predicted model, not a curated record.
CCACCACCACCACCACUACAGCCAUCACCACAGGCAGCAGAUCUCUGACAACCCUCUCGCCUCCCAAUACCAACAGACCAACAAUCCCCCCGCCCAACCUUUUCUCCCGCGCAACCCGAUACCACCCAACAGCCACCAUGUCGACCGCCAUGCCAGCCACGCACGGCCACAACGAAGCCUGCUGCAACAUCCCCCCCGUGGUCGCCGACGGCUACAUCCCCAAGGGAUCCUACGAGCAGCUCGGGGGGAUGAAGACCUAUGUGACCGGUCCCGCCACCACCACAAAAGGCAUAAUCUCCAUCUUCGACAUCUUCGGCUACUUCGACCAGACACUGCAGGGCGCCGAUAUCCUGGCCACCGGCGGCGGGGCAAGCCAGCAGUACCGCCUCUUCAUGCCGGAUUGGUUCAAGGGGAAGCCGUGCCCGGUUGAAUGGUAUCCCCCGGACACCCCGGAGAAACAAAGCAAGCUAGGCGAAUGGUUCGGCCAAAACAACCCCGUGGCCGUGGCCGAGGCCCUCCCCGCCUACGUCGAGGCCGUGCAAGCUGCCAACCCCACCAUAACAUCGUGGGCGUUGAUCGGGUUCUGCUGGGGCGGAAAGGUCACCGAGCUGGUGACGUCCAACCCGUCCACCAACCCCUUCGCCGUGGCGGCGGCCGCCCACCCGGCCAUGAUCGACCCGGCGGGCGCGGAGAAGAUCGCCGUGCCCUACAUCCUGCUCGCGUCGCAGGAGGAGGCGCCGGAGACCGUGCAGGCGUUUGAGGCGAAGCUGAGCGUGCCGCAUCAUGUCGAGACGUUCGGCGACCAGGUGCAUGGGUGGAUGGCGGCGCGGGCGGAUUUGAGUGAUCCCCACGUGCGGGAGGAGUAUCUCCGCGGGUAUCGGACGGUGUUGCGGUUUUUGGGGGAGCAUUGGCAUUGA